ACAAUUUGUCUGUCAAACCUUGUAGGGUUAUACUAUAAGCAGCUGACUAAUGUCGUCUCUGUGGCGCAAUCGGUUAGCGCGUUCGGCUGUUAACCGAAAGGUUGGUGGUUCGAGCCCACCCAGGGACGACCACAGCGACUUUUUCAUUCCCUAAUACUGAAUAAAGUGGAAGUUCUUUAUUUUGUCGCUGUUUCCUGUUUGUCACAGGACGACCGUGGCGCACUCUGCGCGGACGCGACCACAGGUAUAAAGCGGGUCAGAACCACUCGGCUUGUGGUGCGGGUUUCCGCUGGUGUCUAUUUGGGCGUUGGACUAGAACCGGAACUCUUUGGAGGACGGACCGCAGAGGUUGUCUGAAGGCCGAGGCCAAGAUGGCGGCGCUGGCGGCUCCUGGCCUGCUCUCUGUACGGAUCCUGGGUCUGCGCACACAGUCUGCUGUGUCCAAGGCUGGAGCUGGAGCCGUGGUCCCCAAGCUCUCUCAUCUUCCCCGAAGCCGGGCUGAGUAUGUGGUGACCAAGCUGGAUGACCUCAUCAACUGGGCACGCCGGAGCUCCCUGUGGCCUAUGACCUUCGGCCUGGCGUGCUGUGCCGUGGAGAUGAUGCACAUGGCUGCGCCGCGCUAUGACAUGGACCGCUUCGGUGUGGUGUUCCGUGCCAGUCCGCGCCAGGCUGAUGUGAUGAUUGUAGCUGGCACGCUUACCAACAAGAUGGCCCCCGCGCUCCGAAAGGUGUACGACCAGAUGCCCGAACCCCGCUAUGUGGUGUCCAUGGGGAGCUGUGCCAAUGGCGGUGGCUACUACCACUACUCCUACUCGGUUGUUCGUGGCUGUGACCGCAUUGUGCCAGUGGACAUCUAUGUGCCAGGCUGCCCGCCCACGGCCGAAGCACUCCUUUAUGGCAUCUUGCAGCUGCAACGGAAGAUCAAGCGUGAACAGAAGCUGAAGAUCUGGUACCGCAGGUAGAGCUGCCAGGCUGAGCACGAUAAUCCCAGAAUCCCUUGUGAAUAAACCCAUCCUGAUCCA
This is a messenger RNA of Mus musculus (house mouse), 1022 nucleotides long. It is a transcript of the gene Ndufs7, whose product is annotated as NADH:ubiquinone oxidoreductase core subunit S7. Gene Ontology annotation, biological process: mitochondrial respiratory chain complex I assembly; mitochondrial electron transport, NADH to ubiquinone. NCBI's taxonomy places the organism in Eukaryota, Metazoa, Chordata, Mammalia, Rodentia, Muridae. Bases 372 to 962 code for a protein of 196 amino acids. The record is from RefSeq and is a predicted model, not a curated record. Gene Ontology annotation, molecular function: NADH dehydrogenase activity; quinone binding; NADH dehydrogenase (ubiquinone) activity. The transcript has 7 exons. Gene Ontology annotation, cellular component: mitochondrial inner membrane; respiratory chain complex I.